AUGAUACGCGAUGAAGCAACAUACGAAAGAGUCAAAGUUAAAGGUUUCAUCGGCAAAUGCGUCUUACUCGACACAUUUGUUUUAAUAUUAAGACUUAGGCAAAAAAAAACAUACGAACGGGAAGAAAAAGAUUUUCGGCCAAGAUUUGCGUUGACUCUUCACAAUCACUCCUAUAACUCGACACUAAUUAAAUUAAUUAAAUUCAAGAGCUGGACAAGAUCAACUUUGAAAUAUUUUGAGGAAUCUUAG
This is a messenger RNA of Clunio marinus, 249 nucleotides long. NCBI's taxonomy places the organism in Eukaryota, Metazoa, Arthropoda, Insecta, Diptera, Chironomidae. The record is from the annotation of a GenBank genome assembly.